Molecule: messenger RNA, 4024 nt
Organism: Ostrea edulis (European flat oyster)
Lineage: Eukaryota; Metazoa; Mollusca; Bivalvia; Ostreida; Ostreidae
Product: sodium/myo-inositol cotransporter-like
Exons: 17
Coding region: 817-2916 (699 amino acids)
Biological process (GO): myo-inositol transport; transmembrane transport; inositol metabolic process
Cellular component (GO): plasma membrane
Molecular function (GO): D-glucose:sodium symporter activity
Source: RefSeq, a predicted model, not a curated record
CUGAAAAAAAAAAAUACAACUCACUGCAGCACAAUAUGAAUUUAUGUUUGCUUGAACACUCAGUUUCGUUACAAACAAAAUUUCCAUUGCUAGAUUUCAGGAAUCAUUUGAAAGCUGCAGAAUAUCCAAGUAAAAUACAUCAUCUACGAUAGGUUGUCUUAGUUGACUAACUGACGAUAUAUUUCAUUACUUUCUUACCUUGACCUAUAAAUACGUACGCCGGUACAAUUAAUGCAGACUUGUUCGUCGUUUCUCUCUAACCCACCUGUAACUUGAAUGAACUCCAUUUCUUUUCUCCAAAAAACAGAGACCACUUCACAUUACAAAGUAUAAUUACUUAAACACUAGAAUACUUUCACACAUUAUCUCAAAGAUUUGAAGAGAAUGUAAUUAAAACAUGGGCAAUAAAUAAUUUUUUUUUUUAAACCAACUCAGUCUCCUACAAUAAAAAUUAAUUAACUACAAGACUAUUUUUAUGUAAUGAAAGUUAAAUCUAGAAGCAUGGAUAAUUGCUGACCACACUGAAUGAAGGGUACAUGGGAGAGAGGCAGGUGGAGAGUCUGCUGGAGACAUCGAAAUUUGAGGAUAAUAAACAAUGCAUAAAUUUUCUAGACUGUUCUAGACCUCCUGUUUACAUUGAAUUUGUAUUGAAACGAUACGCUCCACUUCAUUUCACGUAAAUACAGGACGAACAGGAGACAUUGACUAGACACAGAAUCUGCGACAAGGAAGGUGCAUUCAAAAUAAAGUUGAAAUACGACGGAGUUUUAAAGACGAAAUUUUAACAAAGGAUCCUUGUGCCAAGAGCGAAAAAUCAUGGGGGAUAAAAGUACAGCGUAUUAUAACUUCAAGGCUAACUACAACCUCCACGCGGAGAGCGGUUUGAGUGGGGGUGACAUUGGAGUGGUCGUUGCAUAUUUCAUCGUCAUUGUCAUCGUCGGUGUGUUCGCAAUGUACAAGGCAAACAGACAGACAGUCGGGGGUUACUUCCUGGCAGGGAGGUCCAUGCUGUGGUUACCUGUUGGUGCCUCGCUGUUUGUAAGUAACAUUGGAACGGAGCACUUCAUAGGAUUGGCCGGAUCUGGAGCCGGAAAUGGAAUCAGCGUCGGUGCUUGGGAAUUCAAUGCAAUAUUGCUGCUUCAAUUACUGGGUUGGAUUUUCAUACCUGUGUACAUAGCUUGUGGGACGUACACGAUGCCUCAGUAUUUGUCCAAGCGAUUUGGCGGGAAGCGGCUCCGGGUCUACUUCGCAGUCCUUUCGCUUAUUCUUUACAUAUUUACGAAAUGUUCGGGAGAUCUUUUUACCGGCGCACUUUUUAUUCAACAGUCAUUAAGAUGGGACUUGUACCUCUGUAUCUUCAUUCUCGUUUUUAUCACAGGCCUGAUGACUAUAACAGGUGGCCUUACUGCGGUCAUCUACACUGAUACCAUGCAAGCCUUCCUAAUGGUAGGAGGUGGACUGACUCUCAUGGGACUAGCUUUUAAGGAUGUUGGUGGGUAUGAUGGCUUAGUCAAAGGAUAUGAACAAGCUAUGACGAACGAAUCAUUUCGAAUUCCUAAUGCUACCUGCCACCUACCGGACAAAAACGCUUUCCGGAUGUUGAGAGAAGCAGACGAUGACUAUAUGCCAUGGGCGGGGUUCUUGCUGGGUCAGACACCGGGAUCUAUAUGGUACUGGUGUGCAGAUCAGGUUAUUGUUCAAAGGUUACUUGCUGCAAAAAGCAUUUCUCACGCCAAAGGAGCUACACUGAUGGCGGGAUUCAUCAAAAUUCUGCCCCUGUUUAUGAUGGUAAUGCCUGGCAUGAUCAGCAGAAUCAAAUACCCAGAUGAAGUUGCUUGUGUUGACAAAGACAUCUGUUACGAAGUUUGCCAAUCGUAUGCUGGAUGUACAAAUAUUGCCUAUCCCAGGCUGGUUCUAGGAAUCAUGCCUGAAGGUUUGCGAGGAUUAAUGAUGGCGGUGAUGAUUGCGGCAUUAAUGAGUGAUCUGGAUUCCAUUUUUAACAGCGCCUCUACUCUCUUCACUAUCGACAUCUACAAAAGAAUCCGCAAAAGUGCGAGUGUCAGGGAACUCAUGAUAGUAGGAAGAAUUUUUAUCGUUGUGAUGAUUGGGGUGUCUAUUGCUUGGGUUCCCAUCCUGAAGGAGACACAAGGAGGACAAGUGUUUAUCUAUAUCCAAGAAAUAACAAACUACCUUGCACCGCCGUUCGCUGCUGUUUUCUUAUUGGCAGUGCUAGUUCCAAUGGUCAAUGAAAAGGGGGCCUUCUGGUCUUUAAUGAUUGCUCUGGUAGCGGGUGUUACUAGGAUGAUACUCGUGUAUGUCUACGAUGAUAGCGGCGACUGUCUCAACCCCGACAACCGUCCAGCAAUAUUGAAAAACUUCCACUACAUGUAUUUCUCUUUGUUUAUAACACUCAUGACGGCAACUUUUGCUAUUGCCAUCAGUUACUUUACUGGAAGACCAACGGAAGAGCAGCUCUUUCGAACCACAUUUUGGACGAGGCACGCCAAACUUAAAGAUGGAGGUCAAGUUCAUGAUAUGGAUGGCUUUGACAAUAUCGGAUUGUCUAUGCCCGAUUUGAAUGAUUCGCGUGUUAUUAAUGGGAAAAACGGUCUUCAGGUCUGUUCUGCUGAAAACCUGGACUUGAAGAAGUACAGAGACCCGGAAUUAGAUAAGCAGCAAAAGGAACAAGAUAAAGAUGAAAGCUCCUGCAAGGCGUUGCUUUUGAAAUAUCUAUGCGGAGCAGGAAAUCAAAGCGAAGAAGAAGACGAGGAACUCAAAAAACAUAUGGCAAAGGUGGCAGAACUCAAACAAGACAAAGUCGCCCGCAUCUGUCUGAACAUUGGUCUGGUCCUCAUACUGAGUAUUGGGGCGUUUCUUUAUUUCUUCUGGUCCUUUUGGAGGUACGAACCUCAAUAAUGAUACAUUCGUACUAAAAGAAGAACUUUCAGACAUCUGUUCGACCCAUGCCGGAUUACAGACAAUUUGCCAUUUGUACAUACCUUCAAUCUACAUGUACCAGAAUGUGGAGUGACUGUAGUAGUAGUAUUCGGCUAGUGUUAGUUAUCUGCAUAAUAUUUGUUAACUCUUUCCAUACAUAACACCUUUUGUUUCAUCUGUGAUAACCAGAUUUAGCGAUAUUUUAAUAAAUAGUCUUUUCAUAUACCCUUAUUUUGUUUUACAAAUGACCUUUAUAGAUACUUCUAUCCGACAAGUCAUGCUUCUUAUUAGAUAAAGUGUGAUGAAAUCGCAUUAGUGAAAUAAAGAGUAUCCUAUCGUUAUUAUUGAUGCAAGUGAUUUGAUAGUAUAUAGUAAAACAAAGUUCUACGACAUGACUUUAUUGAAUAUACCAGCACAAACACACUGUACAAUACCAAAAGAAGAUGAAGAAAAAUAUGUAUGUAUAUAUAUAUCAUAAAAAGGAUUCAGAAAAAAAUACAUCAACCUAUUAUUUCAAAGCAAAAUCUUUCUGGGCUCAUCUUGACUGGAUUGAAGUACAAUAAAAAGGUAAAAUUAGGGUAUAUUUCAAGAGGUAGACUCAUCUCUCUCCAGAACCGAAAUGAGAAAUGCUAUAAACUGAAAUAUUGUCUAUUAUUUAUUGCCCCUCUUUUUAUAUGUGUGUACAGCAAAUGAACCGAAACUCCUCAUACUGAUCCAUACUCAAAUGAAAAGUGCUAUCGAAAACGUAGCAUCAAAAUGCUAUUUAAAAUAAGAGCGACGAGUUCAUUCGAUAACUGUAGCUGUUGAAAAAGCCGGUUUCUUUGUUCAGCCUUGAGCUUGGAGUCUGUUGGCUCCACGACCACCUCUCUGUUGCAAAUUUUGAAUGUUUCUAAGAGCACUAAGCACACGUCUUUGCAAAAUUUUGCUGUAUGGAUUAACGUACAGUUGGCAUAGAAGUCCUCGAUCACCUGUAAUAAAAAAACAACAACAAGAAUUAGAAUCAUUUUAUAAAGAGUUGAACUGUUAGUGAUUGAUCACAUGCUUUUAAUGUCAAAGGUCCGUUUUUUAUCAAAAAAGAGAAAGAAAC